AUGGGCUACACCACGCCGCUCACCGAAGAGGCACCCUCGAACGCAGAGAAGGAUCGAGGUGUUUCUGUGUUCGGGGCAACUUGUGUGUUGCCUCUGGAGGCCUCCAGGGACCUCCAGCACCAUGCUUGGAGGGCUCCUCGGCAAGGCGUUCCCAGAACCCACCAUGUUUGGAGAGCUCCUCGGCAAGGCGUUCCCAGAACUAUCUGCAGGUCUUCGGAGGAGGAGGAGGAGGCUCCCGCGUGCUGCCCCACGCGAGGCCCUCCAGAAAUGCUUUUUGAUCCAGAGAGCUGCUGCGCCCCGCGUUGA
Messenger RNA from Prorocentrum cordatum, 306 nucleotides. Lineage: Eukaryota; Dinophyceae; Prorocentrales; Prorocentraceae. The record is from the annotation of a GenBank genome assembly.